Cydia amplana is the source of this 8276-nucleotide messenger RNA. RefSeq names its product phospholipid-transporting ATPase ABCA3-like. Gene Ontology annotation, molecular function: lipid carrier activity; ATP hydrolysis activity; ABC-type transporter activity. The record is from RefSeq and is a predicted model, not a curated record. Gene Ontology annotation, cellular component: intracellular membrane-bounded organelle; membrane. NCBI's taxonomy places the organism in Eukaryota, Metazoa, Arthropoda, Insecta, Lepidoptera, Tortricidae. The coding region runs from base 267 to 8276 and encodes 2669 amino acids. Gene Ontology annotation, biological process: lipid transport; transmembrane transport. The transcript is spliced from 48 exons.
AAACUCCAUGUCCUGAAUUGUUUGUUUCUCGCAGUUCGAUUUUUCACAGGAAUUAUGAGUCACUCCAUUGUUGUUAAAUGUGAAUAGUUUAUUUCAAACACUAUAAUCCGUAGUACAAUGGAGUCUCAAAUACUUACGGUUUAGGUGUAGUGUAACGUUGUGAGAAAUGGCAGGAGUUUAUACAAAUUAAAACCAGAACAUCGUAUUUCAAAUAAACAUUAUAAGGAGUUCGCUAUCUCUUAAUGUGAAAUAGUUAGUACAAUAUCAUGUGGUCCGUUUGGGUAUUGCUGUGGAAGCACAGCCUUAUGAGAAAACGGAGAUACAUUAGAACAUUUUUCGACUAUUUCUCUCCGUUGUUAUAUUUUGUGCUCAUACACCUAACUACUGGUCCAAGUUUGCUCAGAAGACAAGAUAAUGUCCAUUAUACGGAGCCAUUCAGUCUGGAGGAAUCUGGACAGCACCGAGUAAGAGUGUUGUUCACACCGGACACGGACCACACCAACCAACUCAUGGAUGAGGUUGGGGCUAAACUCAAACUUAAACGGCUGGAUCAUCUGCCGGGAAACAAAGAGUAUGGCUACUUCCCGUUCUCAAACGCGUCGGCGCUAUCAAUACUGGAAUACUCGAAGGAUAUGAACUACGAGGACGCAAUUAUCAUAUUUGAGAAUAUGGAGUCCGAAAUGUGGCCGAACAAACUGAACUACACGAUUCGGAUGAAGAACAAUUUCAGGACCAACCAGUACGAACCUGAAGACCCGUUAGAUAUGGGACACCAUGAGUACUUUGGUAUGCAGUACGAGGAGUUCAUGCGUCUGCAGUGGGCCAUAGACACCAGCUAUUUGCGUCUUUUGACCGGCGCCAAUAUAGGCCAGACCAUGGAACUCCAAGAAUUUCCCUUUGCGGCCGCCCAAUUCAACACCAACGUGGUGGCGGUGAGCCAGCUAUCGGCAUUUUUGUUGCCGUUCGCACUUACACUCACGUUCGUGUUCCUCACGGGCAGGCUUUUCGAGGAGAAAAACAGCGGCAUGCAUGAGCUGGUGAAAAUGGUAGGCGUGUCCUGGGAAGAGCUAAGCAUCUCCCACGUCCUAGACCUAGUACCCCAUCUCCUUCUCUACGCGGUGGGCGGCGCACUGUUCUACAAGAUUGACAACCUGAUACCCGUCACGUGCGGUUUCUACAUAGCACUCGCGAUGGCGCUACAUUUCUUGAUUGUGGUAGCGCUGGCGUUCGUCACAGUUUACGUGUUUAACAUGACUCAAUACCUGGAACUGAUCACCAUGUCAGUCUAUACCGCAUUCCUAGUCGCCAGUAUGUUGAGUCAGAAACUCAAGAGCCGCGCCUUGUCUCUCCUGUGCUGUCUACUGCCACAUGACCCUUUCGUGCGGUUCUGGAGGGCAAUUGGUUCUAGAGAAAUGUUCGGUGGCAGCAUAUCGAUCACAAACAUGUGGACGCGGAACGCAGCCGAACAGACCGCCGUCGCCGAACUGUAUCUAUUCAUGGUGCUACAGAUAAUCCUGCUGUCUAUGAUCGCCUGGUACCUCUCUAGAGUGCGACCGGGGAAGUACGGGCAAGCGUUACCCUGGAACUUUCCAUUUAGUAAAGAUUAUUGGUGCAUGCAGCCAAAAGUAGAGGUCGCGCCGGAAGAGACCCAGUUCGACCCAUGUGAGGCCGACCCGCGCUACUUCGAGAAGGCCCCCGCUGGCCUCCCGGUUGGCAUACAGGUCAACGAUGUCUACAAGUCGUUCGGCAAAGACCCGGCGUUGAGUGGCGUGAGUUUAACCGUGUACCGCGGCGAGAUCACCGUGCUGCUCGGCCACAACGGCGCCGGCAAGACCACCCUCAUCAACAUCAUCACCGGUCUGAUAUCCGCAUCGUCCGGCCGCGUACUAGUUGAAGGCAAGGACACAGUCAAGCAAGCAAAGGACGUCCGCAAGCUGAUCGGCCUCUGCCCGCAAGAGAACAUCUUCUUCCCGCAUCUUACGGUGCUGGAGCACGCCAUGUUCUUCGCUAUGCUCAAAGGCCAAACACGCUCUCAAGCCCGCAAGUCAGCCAUGGACCUAUUCUCGAAGCUGCAACUAUCAACCAAAGCGAACGCGUUAACGUGCGCGUUGUCGGGUGGUAUGAAGCGGCGCGCGCAGCUGGCCUGCGCGGUGGCUGGGGGCGCCCAGGUGCUAGUACUGGACGAGCCUACUAGCGGGCUCGAUGUGGAGACUCGCCGUGAGCUGUGGGACUUAUUGCUGAGUCUCCGAGGCGAGCGAACGUUACUACUAACAACGCACUUCAUGGAGGAGGCGGACGCGCUUGGUGACCGCAUUGCGGCGCUGCACCACGGCCGACUGCGCUGCCACGCCACAUCGAUGUUCCUCAAGCGAGCCAUCGGAACCGGCUACCGUCUCUCGUUCACAACAAUCGGCGCGCCCAAAGAAGCUUCCAUCACGUCAGCCAUCACCACCGUCGUGCCGGACGCGACCAUCCGCGACCGCCGUCCGAACGGCGUGUCUUACAACCUACCUGCUAAGGAUACGGCGCGUUUUCCUGAACUAUUUGCAUCGCUAGAAGACGCGCGAUCCAAGCUGCAGAUUGAUACUAUCGGCGUUGGGAAAAGCACGCUAGACGAAGUGUUUUUAGAUUUGAAGGCGGCCAUCACAUCAUGCAUUACCACCGUGCCGGACGCGACCAUCCGCGACCGUCGUCCGAACGGCGUGUCUUACAACCUACCUGCUAAAGAUACGGCGCGUUUUCCUGAACUAUUUGCAUCGCUAGAAGACGCGCGAUCCAAGCUGCAGAUUGAUACUAUCGGCGUUGGGAAAAGCACGCUAGACGAAGUGUUUUUAGAUUUGAAGGCGGCCAUCACAUCAUGCAUUACCACCGUGCCGGACGCGACCAUCCGCGACCGUCGUCCGAACGGCGUGUCUUACAACCUACCUGCUAAAGAUACGGCGCGUUUUCCUGAACUAUUUGCAUCGCUAGAAGACGCGCGAUCCAAGCUGCAGAUUGAUACUAUCGGCGUUGGGAAAAGCACGCUAGACGAAGUGUUUUUAGAUUUGAAGGUGGCCAUCACAUCAUGCAUUACCACCGUGCCGGACGCGACCAUCCGCGACCGUCGUCCGAACGGCGUGUCUUACAACCUACCUGCUAAAGAUACGGCGCGUAUUCCUGAACUCUUUGCAUCGCUAGAAGACGCGCGAUCCAAACUGCAGAUUGAUACUAUCGGCGUUGGGAAAAGCACGCUCGAUGAAGUGUUUUUAGAGCUAUGCGGCGAUGACAAACCGGCAUAUACGGAGGAGCCAGACAACACCACAACAGAGCCGGUCCACGGGACGGUGAGGGGCCCCAUGUUGUACGCGCGCCAAUUCGCGGUGUUACUGCUCAGACAGUGGCGCUACAUCACAUCUCAUAUGCUCUCUUUCUUGGGCAUCAUAGUAUUCGUGACAUUACUCCUCUGGGCGUUCACUUCCGUGGCCAACAACCACCCGUACGGCAUGAAUCCCACGGAAAAGCCGGAUGCCGGUGUGCCAAUGAGUCUAGAGCUGUAUUCUGCGCGCGAGCAACGCCGCGUGCUGGUUAACGUGGAUAAGGACACGCUCGACACGCUGCGGGCGGGCUUCAAGGGCGUGCAGUUUGAGGAGGUGCCAGAUGUCGUUGAUGGUACGUUUUUGUUUUAUUUCUCACUUUUCGUCGUCAUACAGUCGUGCCGCAUAGAGCGGCCGGACAAGCCGGACGCCGAUGUGCCGAUGAGCCUGGCGCUAUACGCGGCGCGCGCGACACGCCGCGUGCUGGUUAACGUGGAUAAGGACACGCUCGACACGCUGCGGGCGGGCUUCAAGGGCGUGCAGUUUGAGGAGUCGUCCCGCAUGGAGAGGCAGAACGCCGACGUGCCCAUGAGCCUAGAGCUGUGUUCUGCGCGCGAGCAACGCCGUGUGCUGGUUAACGUGGAUAAGGACACGCUCGACACGCUGCGGGCGGGCUUCGAGGGGGUGCAGUUCGAGGAGGUGCCAGAUGUCGUUGAUGGUACGUUUUUGUUUUAUUUCUCUCUUUUCGUCGUCAUACAGUCGUGCCGCAUAGAGCGGCCGGACAAGCCGGACGCCGAUAUGCCGAUGAGCCUGGCGCUAUACGCGGCGCGCGCGACACGCCGCGUGCUGGUUAACGUGGAUAAGGACACGCUCGACACGCUGCGGGCGGGCUUCGAGGGGGUGCAGUUCGAGGAGUCGUGCCGCAUAGAGCGGCCGGACAAGCCGGACGCCGAUGUGCCGAUGAGCCUGGCGCUAUACGCGGCGCGCGCGACACGCUGCGUGCUGGUUAACGUGGAUAAGGACACGCUCGACACGCUGCGGGCGGGCUUCAAGGGCGUGCAGUUUGAGGAGUCGUGCCGCAUAGAGCGGCCGGACAAGCCGGACGCCGAUGUGCCGAUGAGCCUGGCGCUAUACGCGGCGCGCGCGACACGCCGCGUGCUGGUUAACGUGGAUAAGGACACGCUUGACACGCUGCGGGCGGGCUUCAAGGGUGUGCAGUUUGAGGAGUCGUCCCGCAUAGAGCGGCCGGACAAGCCGGACGCCGAUGUGCCGAUGAGCCUGGCGCUAUACGCGGCGCGCGCGACACGCCGCGUGCUGGUUAACGUGGAUAAGGACACGCUUGACACGCUGCGGGCGGGCUUCAAGGGCGUGCAGUUUGAGGAGGUGCCAGAUGUCGUUGAUGCCAUAAUUCGUAUCGGCAAAGAGGACAUCACCGAGUAUAACAAGUACCUUGUCGGAAUUGAGAUCAACGACACAAAUGUUAAGGCUCUGUACACGACCACGGUCCGGCAUGCCGCCCCCGUGGCGCUGAACCUGCUCAGCAACGCGCUCAGCACUCGCCUCGUAACCGGGGCCGACGCACGCGCCAUUACUACGCGGAACCACCCGCUGCAGGGCGCUUUCGUGCCUUUCCAAGACAAAAUCAAAUUGCCCAAGCAGAAUGAACAGAAGUUUAUAUGGACCUGCAACAUCGCUAUGGCCUUGAAGCUGUUCAGCAACGCGCUCAGCACUCGCCUCGUAGCCGGGGCCGACGCACGCGCCAUUACUACGCGGAACCACCCGCUUCAGGGCGUUUUCGUGCCCUUCCAGGAUAAAAUCAAGUUACCCAAGCAGAAUGAACAGAACAACGCGCUCAGCACUCGCCUCGUAGCCGGGGCCGACGCACGCGCCAUUACUACGCGGAACCACCCGCUGCAGGGCGCUUUCGUGCCUUUCCAGGAUAAGAUCAAGCUGCCCAAGCAGAAUGAACAGAAGUUUAUAUGGACCUGCAACAUCGCUAUGGCCCUAAAGCUGUUUAGCAACGCGCUCAGCACGCGCCUCGUCGCCGGCGCCGACGCACGCGCCAUUACUACGCGGAACCACCCGCUGCAGGGCGCUUUCGUGCCUUUCCAAGACAAAAUCAAGCUGCCCAAGCAGAAUGAACAGAAGUUUAUAUGGACCUGCAACAUCGCUAUGGCGCUCAACCUGCUCAGCAACGCGCUCAGCACUCGCCUCGUAGCCGGGGCCGACGCACGCGCCAUUACUACGCGGAACCACCCGCUGCAGGGCGCUUUCGUGCCUUUCCAAGACAAAAUCAAAUUGCCCAAGCAGAAUGAACAGAAGUUUAUAUGGACCUGCAACAUCGCUAUGGCCCUGAAGCUGUUCAGCAACGCGCUCAGCACGCGCCUCGUCGCCGGCGCCGACGCACGCGCCAUUACUACGCGGAACCACCCGCUGCAGGGCGCUUUCGUGCCUUUCCAAGACAAAAUCAAGUUGCCCAAGCAGAAUGAACAGAAGUUUAUAUGGACCUGCAACAUCGCUAUGGCGCUCAACCUGCUCAGCAACGCGCUCAGCACGCGCCUCGUCGCCGGCGCCGACGCACGCGCCAUUACUACGCGGAACCACCCGCUGCAGGGCGCUUUCGUGCCUUUCCAAGACAAAAUCAAGUUGCCCAAGCAGAAUGAACAGAAGUUUAUAUGGACCUGCAACAUCGCUAUGGCGCUCAACCUGCUCAGCAACGCGCUCAGCACGCGCCUCGUCGCCGGCGCCGACGCACGCGCCAUUACUACGCGGAACCACCCGCUGCAGGGCGCUUUCGUGCCUUUCCAAGACAAAAUCAAGUUGCCCAAGCAGAAUGAACAGAAGUUUAUAUGGACCUGCAACAUCGCUAUGGCGCUCAACCUGCUCAGCAACGCGCUCAGCACGCGCCUCGUCGCCGGCGCCGACGCACGCGCCAUUACUACGCGGAACCACCCGCUGCAGGGCGCUUUCGUGCCUUUCCAAGACAAAAUCAAGUUGCCCAAGCAGAAUGAACAGAAGUUUAUAUGGACCUGCAACAUCGCUAUGGUGGUGCUGUUCUACCUGUGCACGUUCUCGAAGCUGCCGUGCUCGGAGCGUGCAUCGGGCGCGCGGCACGCGCACGUGCAGGCCGGCGCGCCGCGCGCGCUGCACUGGGCCGCCACGCUGCUCGCGCAGCUGCUGCAAGCGCUGCUAGCGUGCGUGCUGCCCGUGUGCGUGCUGGCGGCUGCGGUGGACAAGGACGGCACGUUCGACCAGCCCGGGUUCAUAUGGGCGCUCUGCGUGCUGCUAGUACUGGGCAUACUAGCGUUCCUUAGUCUAGUGUACCUGAUCAGCACAUUGCUCAGCUACACGGCCGCAUCUACAGUCCUCGUUAUCAUCGCCUUCCUAUUCAGUCAAAUAACCCCCAACAUCCCUGAAUCUACAAGCUUCUGGUACAAACUCCUCUCAGUUCCGUACGCGCUGCUCGCGCCGCACACGCUCACAGCGGGCCUGGCGCAAGUAGCCUCUGCGGCGCAAACCAACGCCCACUGCAACCUGAACAGGGACCGCUGCCCGGCGCUGGCCGGCCCUGACAACUUUGAAACGGCCAAGUGCUGUGAUUCCGCUCCCGGCUCGGAGCCGUGGAGUUACUUCGCGAUGAGAGACGCUGCCGGCUGGCCGAUGCUUAUUCUCGCCUUGCAAGCCAUAGCAUACUUUGUAUUGACGUUGCUGUCAGACAGCGGGUUCCUGGAGCUUGUAUACGCGCGUAUAGCGGCGCGGGGCGUGCGGCCGCCGCGUCGCUUCGGGGACCCCAUGGCGCGCGCGGAGACCGCCUACGUCGAGAAGGCCAUACAACUGCCUAAACAGCAGAUCACCGACUCCAUCUUGUGCCACAACGUACAAAAGUUGUACCCGGGAUGCUGUAAACGGAAGCCUUUCUUUGCUGUCAAGGGCGUCAGUUUCUCCGUCAAGAAAGGUGAAUGCUUCGGCCUACUGGGAGUGAACGGUGCGGGCAAAACGACGACGUUCAAAAUGCUGACGGGGCUGACGAGCCCAACUGGGGGAGAAAUAUUUGCUAACGGGCACUACGCCAGCGACCGGAACGCAUACAUGCGUACGUUCAGCUACUGCCCGCAGUUCGGUGGCUUGGACGACUUCUUAACCGGCCGCCAGAACCUUGCUCUGCUGCUGACGCUGCGUGGCCUGCGGGAACAAGACGUUGCCACCGUCUCCAACUCUUGGAUCGAGGAAGUUGAUCUAUCCCGGCACGCCGACAAACGGCUAUCGUCGUACAGCGGCGGUUGCGCGCGCCGCCUAGCGGCAGCCGCGGCACUCUGCCAGGCGGUCCGCACCGCUUUACUGGACGAGCCCACCGCCGGCGUGGACCCGCUGGCUAGGAGACGCAUGCACCAGGCCCUGCUCAGAGCCAGGAGACACCACGAGCUUAUUAUCGCCUCCCACAGCCUGGACGAGAUGGAAGCGCUGUGCCACCGCAUCGCCAUCAUGUCUGGCGGCGAGCUGCGCGCGCUGGGCUCGGCCGCCGCGCUCAAAGCUGAGCACGCGCAGGGGUACUCCGUCGUGUUCAAGCUGAGCCACGCGCAGGACCUGGACGAGAUGGAAGCGCUGUGCCACCGCAUCGCCAUCAUGUCUGGCGGCGAGCUGCGCGCGCUGGUCUCGGCCGCCGCGCUUAAAGCUGAACACGCGCAGGGGUACUCCGUCGUGUUCAAGCUGAGCCACGCGCAGGACGUGACGGACGGCGUGUCCAAACUCGACGAGUUCAAGGGCGAGCUGAACACACGGUUCUCAUGCGAGCUGCAGGACCAGCACCAGAGUAUGCUGAGCUACCACGUAAAAGACUCGCUCCGCUACAGCGAGCUGUUUUCCCAACUCGAGAACCUUCGAGAACAGUUCCCUUCCAUAGUGGAAGACUACACGGUGACGGAAACUACGCUCGAAGAAGUUUUCCUCGCUCUGGCUAAAGAAGCACGCGCUGAGACUGUAUAG